Molecule: messenger RNA, 687 nt
Organism: Bacidia gigantensis
Lineage: Eukaryota; Fungi; Ascomycota; Lecanoromycetes; Lecanorales; Ramalinaceae
Exons: 6
Coding region: 1-687 (228 amino acids)
Biological process (GO): nucleosome assembly
Cellular component (GO): nucleosome
Molecular function (GO): DNA binding; structural constituent of chromatin
Source: RefSeq, a predicted model, not a curated record
AUGCCUGCUAAGAAGGAGAAGUCUGGCGCUGCCAAACCAAAGACCGCCGCCGCCCCCGUCCAUGGCAGCUACAAAGAGAUGGUUCGCGAUGCUAUCAUCAAGCUCAAGGAGCGUAAUGGAAGCAGUCGGUCUAAGCUGAAGCAAUACGUCCUUGCAAACAACAAAGGCCUUGAGCAAGGCCCAUCAUUCGACACCAUGUUUAACAAAGCAGUCAAGUCUGGCGUCGAGAAGGGCGAAUUCGCUCAGCCGAAAGGACCCUCUGGCACAGUCAAACUUGCUAAGAAAGAGCCCGUCACCGCUGAGAAGAAGCCUACCGUCGCAAAGAAGAUCACCAAGGCCGAUGCCCCUAAGAAAGCCAAAGCCCCCAAGAAAGCAGCCACCGGCGCUACGAAAGCCAAGGCAGCCCCAAAGAAGACCGCAACAAAGGCUAAGCCUGCUGCGAAGCCCAAGUCCGCUGCUAACACCGGCGCGAAGAGGAAAAGCAAGGCACCCGCUGCCGCACCAGCAGUAGUCGACGAGAAGAAGGUCCUCGGCAAGACCAAAUCCGGGCGCGUAACCAAGACUCCAGCCAAAUCUGCUAAAUCCUCCGCGAAGAAAGCCGCACCCAAGAAGAAAGCUGCAAGCACGCCGGCGAAGAAAGAGAAAACGCCUAAGAAGGCAACGCCAGCUAAGGAGGCUGCUGCAUAG